UCGAAAGAAGUGCUGUUAGCAUUUCCAUAUCUACUUACUUACAAAUCUGGCAUCUCGCUAGAGCUGUUUGACCUUGUAUAUGAUAGUAUGUUGACAACUAUGGGGAUAUCAGGGGCCACCAACAACAUUGUUCGCCGUCGACAGAAGCGGUACUACACCCUGUUAGCUGGUGCCGCAACCGAGAUAGAGAAACGCAAGCGAGCCGACCCCCACUACAGUCAGCCUUUGCUUCUCUCGGUGGAGCAGUAUAUGACAGAUCACGGGUGCCUUGACAGCGAGGUCAUCCAAAAAUUGUGGCUUACGCAAACUGCAGUGUGCAGUACGUUGGUGGAAGCUCACAUGGCGUCUGCGGAGUGCGCUAAAGUACUUAGGGUGGACCACUCGCAAAAGUUUUGUAGCAAGCUGAAGGUGUUUGGCGCAGAUGGAAGCAAAGAACAAGUGGCUAGCGUGCGCAUGUUGUUGCUUGUCCAGAAUGAAGUGCGUCAGUUGCUCGCGCGGGGUCUGACAAAGUCUGAAAACCAUGAAAAAACUACCGCUAUUUGCAGCCAAUUGCAAACAAGCUGGCCUCCACUUCUCAUAUUGAGCGAUUUUGUGUUGGUGAAACAAGACCCUUUUCACGUUAUUCAGAGAUUGACUGAGAAAAUAAGCGAUUCGGUGAAGCGACAGUGGUUAUCUAAGAGACUUUCUGAAGGUUUGUACGACGUGGAGGGAAAGCUUCGAUCUCCAGAUGUGAUGGAGCGCAUGUUCACCGCUGCCUUGGCUACAAUGAAUCCAUCGGAUAUCCGUGUUUCAAGUAGCGAAUGGGAAGGCUGCGUCAAAAGUAAUUUAGAGCAGAUUCGUACUGGGGACCUGUUUGUAGAGACGAGCACUAUUAUAUUGCGAAGGAGGUUGCUCUGUCCGAGUCGUCUCUACCAGUCAGCUGGAGGCUAUACAUUCCAAGCUUCGCAAGCUACUGGACCGUGUAGUGUCCAUCGAAGUCGGUCUACGAAUUCUGGACAUCUUUCUUCUGCAGGUACAGCCGCAAACUCUUCUCUUAUCCAUUAA
This is a messenger RNA of Phytophthora sojae, 1044 nucleotides long. RefSeq lists its product as hypothetical. Lineage: Eukaryota; Oomycota; Peronosporomycetes; Peronosporales; Peronosporaceae. The annotation marks the transcript as partial. The transcript has 2 exons. The record is from RefSeq and is a predicted model, not a curated record.